AUGGCUUCAUCGGACGCUCCACUCGUGUCUCCACCUCCUCAAGUGAUUGAAGAGAUCUUUGUCUCGGAUCUCUGUGCUACACCAUUCAAAUUAUCCACUCCAAUGUCUCAAAAAGCGUCACAAAUUACACCAAAUACGACGUUUAAGGAGUCUUUAUCCGAGACGUUUGAAAACGAGCCACCAAUUGUAAAAUUUCAGAAAUUUCAAGACAAAUUUCAAUUAAAUUUAUGGAAAAGAUCAGAAAAUGACAAAAGGACGACAGGUACAGGAAACAAAACCGAUGGCAUUGAGAGUGUCGAGACAAUUGAUACAAAGGAGAAAAAUAGACGGAAAAGUGUUGAGAAGGACAAGAAGGAGGACAAAAACACGGGCAAAAUGUGGUUUGAUGUACUUCCGGUCGUGUUGGAAAAUAUCAAGACGUAUAAUCGAGAACAUGUCCGACAGCUCAGUUUGCCACGGUGUAUAAAGUGUGAACGUGUUCGAGAGGAACAGAAGGCCGUUAUUCGAUGCAAACAAAAAGAUUGCAUUGUAUUGGACCGUCCACUAUGUUUAUUGUGCUGGGAAUUAUAUCAUCAGUCACUGGAAGCCCGACAACAUCGUGGCCAACAUACUUCAGCUUGUCCACAGUGUCAGCUUGAUUGGAUCGUCUAUUGGUGUGCAGAGUGCGACUUGAAAUUUUGUAAAAAGUGCUUUGACGAGAUUCACAGCGUGUCAGCUACUACGUCUCAUCGUAAAAUUGCUACAGAAGAUGCUCCUGGAACGUGUUUCGUAACGUCUCACUGGUCUGCAAGUUUUCAAAAUGUGAUUGUCUAUAUGAUUGCAUCUCGAAAGCAGAAGACAAAUAGCAAAAACACUGGUGGUAGCACCAUCGGUGCAAAACGAAAGCGCGACAUUGAAGUGAUCGUUAUCGAUGAUGAGGAUGACGAAAAAGAAGUGAGCCAACAAAAUGGAAGUAGCACAGGGAAAGAGAAUGGAUUCAUGCGCUCAUGUAAUGCGGAUUCUCAGCCACAGCAGAACGCUUCAGACAACAGUAAUUAUCAGGCUUCUACGAAUGAACAGUCAAUGUUAGUGCUCAUACCAUCAAAACCAUUGGCACCCCUUUCACAACAAACCAGCUCAGCGUGCAGCAUAUCCUCAACUUCGAACGAUGCCAAAGCUGUCAAUACCGGCACGGGUGUUGGAAGUUUGCAGUGGGAUGGAGCUUCGUCACAGAUGAGGGAUAGCGACACCACCGCUUCAGCGACCAGUGUUACGGGCAACGGGAUGAUGCAGGUGACGCAAAGCUCCAUGUCGACUGCUGCCAACACAACGAGCGGAUCGUGGUCCACCAGCACAAAUUUUGCAAGCACAUCCCAUUCUAACGGCCAGCUACCGCUCAGGGGUGCCUUUUCUGCGGAAAACGCGCUAAGUGACUCAUUGGUGGACCACUACCAUAAAGUGAACCAGGUUGUAGCAAAGAUGGAGCUACAAAGUGAACAGCUAAACAGGCAGCUAGCAAUUACGACAUACCAAGGGCCGUAUCGUGCAGGACCUGUAAUGGCUUUGCUGAUGAAAUUGCAGCCUGUAUUAGAGGCUGCGAAGAAACGACGCGACCAGCUUCUUGUCGCGACUAUUGUCCAGUCCAAAGAUAUCAUGGCGUCAGUUCGUCUUCUUCGCCUUGCGGAACUCGGUGAUGUACCGAAAAUCUUCUCGAUGGGUCAUCGUACAUGUCUCCAGCUAACAAAUGAGAUCGAUCGCCACGAGAAGAGCUUGUCGAAGUUGUAUCAGCGGUUUAGUGAAGCGCUCAACCAUUCCGCCCCGAUAAAUUCUAGCUGGGAGGAUUUGCAUAUUCGAGCCGUCAGCGCAAAUAUACAGAUGCACGAGAGGAAUAUCAAGAAACUCAAGAGAGCCCGCGAGGUGGAAUUUGUGCGAAUCGUGCAGUUCAGUCACAAUAUCCGUGAAGCGCUAAAGCAAGCGCUAAAGCAAGCGCUUCAGCGACAUCAGUCGCAAAUUCAACCGUCAGAAUAG
Molecule: messenger RNA, 2007 nt
Organism: Peronospora farinosa
Lineage: Eukaryota; Oomycota; Peronosporomycetes; Peronosporales; Peronosporaceae
Source: the annotation of a GenBank genome assembly